Messenger RNA from Scomber scombrus (Atlantic mackerel), 3981 nucleotides. RefSeq names its product adducin 1 (alpha) (gene add1). NCBI's taxonomy places the organism in Eukaryota, Metazoa, Chordata, Actinopteri, Scombriformes, Scombridae. The coding region runs from base 143 to 2713 and encodes 856 amino acids. Gene Ontology annotation, cellular component: focal adhesion; cytoskeleton; adherens junction. The record is from RefSeq and is a predicted model, not a curated record. The transcript has 18 exons. Gene Ontology annotation, biological process: positive regulation of establishment of endothelial barrier; barbed-end actin filament capping; positive regulation of adherens junction organization. Gene Ontology annotation, molecular function: actin filament binding.
AUGGGCGGAGCCACACAGGGACGAUAAACCCACUCUGAAGUCGCCCGGGUGGGGGAUAAAAAUAGUGAAAAUCGCCGCCCCGCUUUCACCGACGACUGUUUAUAUCUCAUCAUUUCAACAAAGAGAGGGAGGCCAGCCCAGGAUGAACGGCGAUUCAGGUGCCGGAGUGGUGACGGCUCCCCCUCCCACCACAGCCCCCCACAAGGAGCGGUACUUCGACCGGGUGGAUGAGAGCAGCCCGGAGUACCAGAGGGAGAGAAACAUGGCUCCCGACCUGCGGCAGGACUUCAACAUGAUGGAGCAGAGGAAAAGGGUCUCCAUGAUACUACAGAGCCCGGCAUUCUGCGACGAGCUGGAAACAAUGAUCCAGGAUCAACUGAAGAAGGGGAAGACGCCUACGAGCCUGUUGGCUCUGCAGCAGAUCGCUGACUUUAUGACCACCAGCAUGCCUUCAAUGUAUCCUGCUGCACCACAAGGAGGCAUGGCAGCGCUCAACAUGAGUUUGGGUAUGGUGACUCCAGUCAAUGACUUGCGUGGGUCAGACUCUAUCUCAUAUGAUAAGGGUGAGAAGCUGCUUCGCUGCAAGCUGGCUGCUUUCUAUCGCCUCACUGACUUGUUCGGCUGGUCCCAGCUUAUCUACAAUCAUCUCACAGUCAGGGUGAACUCAGACCAGGAGCGCUUCCUUAUUGUCCCUUUUGGGCUGCUGUACAGUGAAGUCACUGCGUCCAGUCUGGUGAAGAUAAACAUUCAAGGCGAGGUAGUAGACCGGGGAAGCACCAACCUCGGGGUCAACCAGGCCGGCUUCACGCUACACUCUGCUAUCUACGCUGCACGGCCUGAUGUCAAGUGUAUCGUGCAUGUACACACACCCGCGGGUGCUGCGGUGUCAGCCAUGAAAUGCGGCCUGCUGCCCAUCUCCCCUGAGGCACUGUCUCUGGGUAAGGUGGCCUACCAUGACUACCAUGGUAUACUUGUGGAUGAGGAAGAAACCGCCAUCAUACAGAGGAGCUUGGGGCCUACCAGCAAGGUGCUCAUCCUGAGGAAUCAUGGUUUGGUGUCUGUGGGUGAAACUGUGGAGGAAGCUUUUUAUUACAUCCACAACCUGGUCACUGCCUGUGAGAUUCAGGUGCGAACACUGGCCAGCGCUGGAGGGCCAGAUUAUCUGGUGUUUCUGGACCCGGAGAAAUACAAGUCUCGCCCACGGGUCCCUGAGCCAGCCGGAGACGGGUCCUCUACUUACCCCAAGUGGCAAGUCGGGGAGCAGGAGUUUGAGGCUCUCAUGAGAAUGCUCGACAACUUGGGCUACAGGACGGGCUAUCCUUACCGCUGCCCGGCCCUGCGAGACAAAGCUAAAAAGUACAGUGACGUGGAGACCGCUCCCUCCGCCCACGGUGGUUACUCCUACGGGGAGGACAGUGACUCAGGUGCUCGCUCCCCGCUGAAACACAGCUUCCAGCGUGGCCAGCGUGACAAGACCCGCUGGCUCAAUGCCGGCGGCCGGCCCGACGAGCCUUACGAGGACGGGCCCGACGGCAGCAGCCCCAAGUCGAAGCCUAAGUGGACAAAAGAAGAUGGACUCCGCCAGGCUGCCGUAGCCAAUCAAUUCAUCCCAUUGAACACCAACCCAAAAGAAGUCCUGGAAAUGAGGAAUAAGAUCCGGGAGCAGAACCUGCAGGACAUAAAGACAGCAGGGCCCCAGUCUCAGGUUCUGUGUGCCGGCUCUGUGGUGGAGCGCUCCUUCAACCAGAGAUUGUCAAUCUGGCAGGACGCCCCUCUGUCUGACUGUACAGACACUAUUGAUGGCCUCGAUGUGUCCGAGGGGUCCUAUAGUCCUGCUAAAUCAAUUAGAAAGGGGGAGCUGGUGACCGCGUCUAAGGCCAUCAUUGAAAAGGAGUACCAGCCCAAGGUUAUCGUCAGCAAGCAGGGUCCCAACCCCUUCACCAAACUCACCGACCAGGAGCUGGACGAAUACCGCAGGGAGGUGGAGCAGAAACAGAAAGGGCCCGAAGUGCAGGGACAAGACGAUUAUAGGGAGGGAUCAGCCUCCGGUGAGCCCUCUCCAGAGGCUGAAAUGAGGGGUCGAGGGUCUGUCUCCACACCUCCACAGUCUGCAACUGACUCACCCAGCUUAGAGAAAGCCCCGCCUACAACUGCCACUCCGGCUACGCCAGCCUCUGAGCAGGGCUCCGUGGGGACAGUCACAGAUGACGUUUUUUCGACUGCAGACGAGGCUUUUUCAGCUCCAGAUUCCCCCCAAAAGGAGUUCCACUGCGCCGUUCUGCGAGCCCUCAGCAAGGAGCCGGCGGUAGUAGAAGCAGCUGAGGCAAAUCAGGCUCCAGAACCAGAGCAACUAGAAGAGCCUGAGGAGGAGGCAGCUACAGGCCAGAAACCCACCUCCACGCCCCCCAGCACCCCGGUCAGAGCAGAGGAAGAGUCCCUGCCAGAGCAAACCUAUAAGGAUGAUAGCGACGCAGCCACCCUGAGACAGACCCUUCCAGAUUUAACGCCCGACGACCCCUCCGACGCUCCAGCACUUCCUGCCGAAGACUCGGCCCCUGCCCCUGCCAACGCAGACGCAGCCGAGGGGGAGGAAGCCGCUGAGGCUGGCGACCAGGAGGGUGACGAGUCUCCCAGCAAAUCGCCCUCCAAAAAGAAAAAGAAGUUCCGCACUCCUUCCUUCCUAAAGAAAAACAAAAAAAAGACAGAUUCCUAGAUUGGAGAAUGUUGGAUCGGUCCUCAAGGCUGGCCUCUGCCUCCUUUUUAUUUUUGCUUUUUUGUCUGCUAUCAUUGCACCCUUCGAGCAAGCCACAGAGUUACACACAAUUAUGCUUUUUGUUGUUUUGAUAUCAUUUGUCGCUGGCUUAUUAACCUAUUUUUCCUUGUUAGUGUGUGCCAAUUUUAUAUACAGUGUAAAAAUGAUUGAUUGCAUAAAGGUUUUUCAUUAUUAGAGGCUUUUAGUUGUGAGUGAGUGAUGCAUCCUGUCUUGUCCACUCCAUCUGGCCUUUUAUGCAUGUCUAUUACUACAGGCCCACAUGCUUGAUGUGAGGUCUUUAGGGUUUUAUAACCCUCUUUUUUUUUUUUUAAGAAAAAGAAGAGUAUUAAUAAACUGUUGUAACCACUAGAAUGUAUUGGGAUUGUAUCAAAAAUAUGUCAAAGUGUCUUUUACAAAACAGUGAAUGCAGAAAGGAAAAAAAAGCUUGUACCCUCUCAUUUAACUGGUGGUUAAUUCUGACAGAGACGACUACAAAUUGCAUAGAGCUAAUUUUACCUCUGAAGCUGCGCACCCAUGUAAUUACAUGUUAGCAGGCCAGGAGAAGGAUAUCUUCAGUCCAUUAUUUACCCUGGGAAAAUGCAGUCAUUUAAAGCUCAUAUUAAUGUAUCCGCCAUCCAAUAUUUUUGAUUAAAUCCGCUGCAUAAGAGCUAAAAUCACAUCUGGAUGUUUGUUGACUUCUUUUUUUUUUUUUUUUUUUACUCAAAAAACUCAAUCUUCUACCCACAAAUAUUUGGCACGGCCUUACAGGUACGUUGAAUAGUGCUUUAGCUCUUUGAUGAUCUGAUGAUGAUUGGUUGGAUAUUUAUCAAAGCGGAUUUGUGAAGAGUAACUAUCUGCAGUGCUGCAAACCCACAGAUGGUAUUGUCUGAGCCUGGACAUGGUUCACAACAAAGAGUGAGUCAUCCCGGGAAGCGUCAGCAAGCAUUGUGUUGGCUGAUUGUUCCAAGGGUUGGUAAUGUGUUCACUACUGGCUCUAAGUCUUUAGUAUGAAGGAAUGUAUAAAAACAUUCAGUUUUUCAUUUAUUGUUUGAGCUCAGCUUUGUUUUGCAUUCGCCCCUUGAUUUCUGUCUAUGUUUGUGAAAGACAGAAUAUUAUGUGAGAUUACAUAUUUCAUUUUGUUCGAGAUUGUUUUUUUUGUUUUUUCUUCCUUUUACUUCCUGAGCCAUGAUUACUUGCUGUGAGAGAGCACUGUGAACCUCCUCCUUAUU